Molecule: messenger RNA, 762 nt
Organism: Tachyglossus aculeatus (Australian echidna)
Lineage: Eukaryota; Metazoa; Chordata; Mammalia; Monotremata; Tachyglossidae
Product: olfactory receptor 14J1-like
Exons: 1
Coding region: 1-762 (253 amino acids)
Biological process (GO): G protein-coupled receptor signaling pathway
Cellular component (GO): membrane
Molecular function (GO): olfactory receptor activity
Source: RefSeq, a predicted model, not a curated record
AUGUACUUCUUCCUCAGGCACCUGUCCAUCCUCGAACUCUGCCUGAUCUUCGUUACCGUCUUCAAGUCUAUUAGUAACGCCGUGAUGAACAGUAGAUAUAUUUCCUCGGCUGGAUGCGCUUUUCAGGUCUUCUUCUUUACCUUCUGUGGCUGUGCGGAGGUGGGCAUCCUCACGGUGAUGUUCUACGACUACUACGAGGCCAUCUGCCGCUCCCUACGCUAUGACAUCAUCAUGGGUCCAGGGGCCUGUGGGAAGAAGGCCCUCACCUCGUGGCUCAGCGGGCAACUCAUGGGGAUCCUUCAUGUCUCUAAUAUUUUCUCCCUGCUCUUCUGUGGCCCCGCGGAGAUCCACCAUUUCUUCUGCGAUUUCCCCCAGGUAUUAAAGCUCAUCUGCCCUGGAGACACAGUGGGAGAAGUAGGGGUUAUCUGCCUCAUCACUACUGUGGAUUUUUUCUAUUUCAUUUUAAUCGCUUACUCUUACAUCAACAUCAUCUGGGUCGUGCUGAAGUUGCCAUCCACCGAGGGCCGAGUCAAAACCUUCUCCACCUGCCUGCCCCACCUCGUCAUUGUCACCUUGUUCCUUUCCUCUGGGGGGUUUGAAUAUCUCAAUCUAGUUCCUGAUUUCCCUUCUAUUCUGGACUUCGUCCUCCCCAUGUUCAAUGCCAUAGUACCCCCGACUCUGAACGAUGCCAUUUAUAGCCUGAGGAACAGGGACAUAAAGACUGCCUGGGGGAAGCCUUCAGGGAGUAAGGAAUUUGCUUAG